AUGGGGAGCAGUCGCUGGGGGGUAUGGGCUCACCUGGGGCGGGUGGGCGGGGCGCAGCUCAGCGAGGUCCCGGAUUCCGGUCUGCUGAGGGUGCGGGGAUCCCCUGAGCGAUCAGGCUGGCCGGGGUCUUCGGUGGACCGCUCCCCACACUGGCGGGGAGGACUCUCUGGACGGGGAACGGCCCGUGAACGCGCGCGGAGCCAGCUCGCGCCAAAAAUUCCAAACCGGCCUCGAGGCCCCGCCCAGGAACGCCUCUUACCCCGCCGCCUCUCCGAGACAGCCUAUCAGAGGAGCCCAAUCUGCCGGGGCUCCGCCCCCAACGUCCGGGCGUGCGCGUCGCCGAUCCCGCCCCGCCUGCUUCGCGGGGCUCUUGCGCAAGCGCGGAGCCACCUGGGCGCUGACUCCGAGCGGGGUUGGCUGCGCCGUGUGCCUGAGGGGCUGAGGCACCACGCGGAAUCGGAACCUGCUCCUGGGGCCCUCCCGCCUGGUUCCCAGGACACCGAGGGACCUUCGGACACCGACAGAGCUCCACACCCCAGUCCCGGCACCCACGGCCCUCGCUGGAAGCCUCCCGGUUUCCAGGUCUCGGCCACCUCUGAGGGGGCCUUUUCGCAUUCUUUGGAUUUGAGACGUAAGCUCAGCGCAAACUCCCCUCAGCUCCUUCCUGGCCGAACGACCUUGGGGAUGCACCGGGCCUUUCCGAGCUUCGGAUUAACCUCCUCUCCGGUAAAAAUGGAGCUGAUGACGCUUACCUCAGGGAGCUGGAGGUUCAAGUGGGAUGAUCCGCUUAAAGUUCUUAGCAAGGGGCCUGCCAGAGCAAACGCUAAUUCCUAACAGCUUCUUCCUUCACCAGAGAGAACCUUUUUAUCCACAUAACAGGAUCAAGGGGGGGUCAGGCCACCCUCCCUAGAAAGCUCCCCAUUUCAUCACAUUGCCUUUCCUGCUUUACUCUCACAUUGCAUUUAUCUCUCUCUGGAAUUCUAUCCUCUUAUCAGCUUUUGUUUUGUUUUGCUUUGUUUUUUAGGGCCGCGCCUGCAGCACAUGGAAGUUCCCAGGCUAGGGAUCAGCUAGGAGGGGCAGCUGCUGGCCUCCACCACAGCCAGGCAGG
Sus scrofa (pig) is the source of this 1108-nucleotide messenger RNA. The record is from RefSeq and is a predicted model, not a curated record. NCBI's taxonomy places the organism in Eukaryota, Metazoa, Chordata, Mammalia, Artiodactyla, Suidae.